AUGGCUCCCAAAUACAAGUUAACCUACUUUCCUAUUAAGGGUUUGGCAGAACCUAUUCGAUUUUUGUUUUCUUACGGGGGAAUUGAAUUCGAAGAUUUUCGAUUGUCUCAAGAGGAUUGGCCAAAAUUUAAGCCGAAUACUCCAUUCGGACAGACUCCAAUAUUGGAAGUUGAUGGUAAAGUAAUACAUCAAUCAACAACGAUUUGUCGCUACGUGGCUAGACAAGUGGGUCUGGCUGGAGCUGAUGACUGGGAAGCAGUUCAGAUUGAUGCUGUUGUCGAUACAAUCACCGAUUUUCGUUCAAGUACGCAUAUUGUUCCAGAUGAUAUUAGAGAAAUUCAAAAUUAUUUUUACGACAGCGAUCCUGUUUCAAAGGAAAAGAAGAAAGGCUCAUUAUUUAAAGAAACUAUUCCGUUUUAUCUGCCAAAGUUUGAAGAACUUGUCAAAAAUAAUGGUGGCUAUUUUGUGAAUGGAAAGUUGACGUGGGCCGAUGUGUAUUUUGUUGGCUAUCUUGAUUAUCUAAACUUCAUGGCCGGCGUAAACCUUCUGGAAAAAUACCCUACUCUGCGAAGUUUAUGUACUACUGUGCUCGAGCUACCUGGAAUCAAGGAAUGGGUUGCAAAACGCCCUGUUACUCCGAAUUAA
Molecule: messenger RNA, 645 nt
Organism: Gryllus bimaculatus (two-spotted cricket)
Lineage: Eukaryota; Metazoa; Arthropoda; Insecta; Orthoptera; Gryllidae
Source: the annotation of a GenBank genome assembly